AUGCUGAAGAUGCUCUCUUUUAAGCUGCUGCUGUUAGCCGUGGCUCUGGGCUUCUUUGAAGGAGAUGCUAAGUUUGGGGAAAGAAGCGAAGGGAGCGGAGCGAGGAGGAGAAGGUGCCUGAAUGGGAACCCUCCGAAGCGCCUGAAAAGGAGAGAUAGGCGGAUGAUGUCCCAGCUGGAGCUGCUGAGUGGGGGAGAGAUGCUGUGCGGUGGCUUCUACCCUCGGCUGUCCUGCUGCCUGCGGAGUGACAGCCCCGGGCUGGGGCGCCUGGAUAGCAAGAUGUUUUCUGUUACCAACAACACAGAAUGCGGGAAGUUACUGGAGGAAAUCAAAUGUGCACUUUGCUCUCCACAUUCUCAGAGCCUGUUCUACUCACCUGAGACAGAAUCCUUGGAAAGAGACCUGGCACUUCCCCUGCUGUGCAAAGACUAUUGCAAAGAAUUCUUUUAUACUUGCCGAGGCCAUGUUCCAGGUUUCCUUCAAACUACUGCUGAUGAGUUUUGCUUUUACUAUGCAAGAAAAGAUGGUGGCUUGUGCUUUCCAGAUUUUCCAAGAAAACAAAUCAGAGGACCAGCAUCUAACUACUUGGACCAGAUGGAAGAAUACGACAAAGUGGAAGAGAUCAGCAGAAAGCACAAACACAACUGCUUCUGUAUUCAGGAGGUUGUGAGUGGGCUGCGCCAGCCCGUCAGCGCCCUGCAUAGUGGGGAUGGCUCACACCGUCUCUUCAUUCUGGAAAAAGAAGGUUACGUGAAGAUACUUACCCCUGAAGGAGAAAUUUUCAAGGAGCCUUAUUUGGACAUUCACAAACUUGUUCAAAGUGGAAUAAAGGGAGGAGAUGAAAGAGGACUGCUAAGCCUUGCAUUCCAUCCCAAUUACAAGAAAAAUGGAAAGCUCUAUGUGUCUUAUACCACCAACCAAGAACGGUGGGCUAUGGGGCCUCAUGACCAUAUUCUCAGAGUUGUGGAAUACACAGUAUCCAGAAAAAAUCCCCACCAAGUUGAUUUGAGAACGGCCAGAGUAUUUCUUGAGGUCGCAGAACUCCACAGAAAGCAUCUGGGAGGACAGCUGCUCUUCGGUCCUGACAGCUUUCUGUACAUCAUCCUCGGUGACGGGAUGAUCACGCUGGAUGACAUGGAAGAAAUGGAUGGGUUAAGCGACUUCACAGGUUCCGUGCUCCGUCUGGACGUGGAUACUGCCAUGUGCCACGUGCCUUAUUCCAUACCCAGGAGCAACCCGCACUUCAACAGCACCAACCAGCCCCCAGAAGUGUUUGCCCACGGCCUCCACGAUCCAGGCAGAUGUGCUGUGGAUCGACACCCCACUGACAUAAACAUCAAUUUAACAAUACUUUGCUCAGACUCCAAUGGAAAGAACAGAUCAUCCGCCAGAAUCCUACAGAUAAUUAAGGGAAAAGAUUAUGAAAGUGAGCCAUCACUUUUAGAAUUCAAGCCAUUCAGUAAUGGUCCUUUGGUUGGUGGAUUUGUUUACCGAGGCUGCCAGUCGGAAAGACUCUAUGGAAGCUACGUGUUUGGAGAUCGUAAUGGGAAUUUCUUAACCCUCCAGCAAAGUCCUGUGACCAAGCAAUGGCAAGAAAAACCACUCUGUCUUGGCAACGGCGGUUCCUGUAGAGGUUACUUUUCAGGUCACAUUUUGGGAUUUGGAGAAGACGAAUUAGGUGAAGUUUACAUUCUAUCAAGUAGUAAAAGUAUGACCCAGACUCACAAUGGAAAACUCUACAAAAUUGUAGAUCCCAAAAGACCUCUGAUGCCUGAGGAAUGCAGGGCCACGGUCCAGCCUGCCCAGACCCUGACCUCUGAGUGCUGCCGGCUCUGUCGGAACGGCUACUGCGCGCCCACAGGAAAGUGCUGCUGCAGUCCAGGAUGGGAAGGAGACUGGUGUAGAGUCGCGAAAUGUGAGCCAGCGUGUCGCCACGGCGGUGUCUGUGUUAGACCCAACAAGUGCCUCUGUAAAAAAGGAUAUCUUGGUCCUCAGUGUGAACAAGUGGACAGAAACCUCCGCAGAGAGACCAGGGCAGGUAUUCUUGAUCAGAUCAUUGACAUGACAUCUUAUUUGCUGGAUCUAACAAGUUACAUUGUAUAGUUUUUGGGACUGUUUGACUAUUCCUUUCCAAUGGGCAUUUAUU
Messenger RNA from Lagenorhynchus albirostris (white-beaked dolphin), 2146 nucleotides. It is a transcript of the gene HHIP, whose product is annotated as hedgehog interacting protein. The transcript has 13 exons. The coding region runs from base 1 to 2103 and encodes 700 amino acids. The record is from RefSeq and is a predicted model, not a curated record. Lineage: Eukaryota; Metazoa; Chordata; Mammalia; Artiodactyla; Delphinidae.